Morus notabilis is the source of this 4507-nucleotide messenger RNA. RefSeq lists its product as uncharacterized. Bases 14 to 4507 code for a protein of 1497 amino acids. The transcript is spliced from 8 exons. The record is from RefSeq and is a predicted model, not a curated record. Lineage: Eukaryota; Viridiplantae; Streptophyta; Magnoliopsida; Rosales; Moraceae.
UAACCUACUCGCCAUGUUCCUGAACAACAUAACGCGACGCAGGCUAGCGUCGCUGCUGCGGCCAUGGCUACUCUCAGAGCCGGACCUGGAGCUGAAAUUGGGGCUUAUCAAUUCGGAGGCGAUCGCGACGAACCUCCGCUUCGAUACUUCGAUUCUCAACGGGCUCGUCGACGAUCAAGGCGGAUUGUGCUUCAGCGAUGUCACUAUCGAGCGAUUGAUCAUGAGAUUCUCAAACUGGUCCGUCCCUGCAAUUUCAUUCGAAGUUCAUGGCUUCCACGUUACACUGUCAGUCAGGAAUUCGAAGGAGGAAAGUAGUUUGAGGCAGACACGGAAAGGAAGAGAAGCAUUUGCUGAAGGCGUAAAAAAAAAGCUUUCUCAGAUUGAUCCUGAGGGUAGUCUUUUGCAUAGUGCUCUUGAGAGGAUCUCGGCCACUACUCCUUCAAGAAAUAAAUUUAAGACAGCUUUUCUGAAUCUUAUACUCAAGCACUGUCAGCUGCAGAUACAUAAUCUAAAUGUGCAAGUGAAGUUGCCAAUGUUGAAUGAUUCAUGUGCAUGUAUAUUGCAUCUAAAGGAGCUUAAUGCAGAAGCAAAGUAUUUGAAUUUUGGAUGUCUUUUAAGAGGCCUUGUCAGUGCAGUUUUCCUACCUGUAAAAGAGAGCUCUUAUAUCAUCAGUGGCGUCGGGUUUGAGAUUGGAUUUAAAAUGGUAGAGCAGGUCAAGCCCGUCUUACUAUCGACAAAUUUGUACACUUGCAUCAAACUGAAUGAUUUUCAGCUCAUACACUUCGAUCUUCGGGUUCCAGAAUUAAGUAUUUCUUUCUCUCCAGCUGAUCUUUUGAUGUAUUUAGCAUUUGGUGAAAUAUCACCCAAAGAAUCUCAGUGUGCUAGAAAUGGUCGACAACUAUGGAGGCUAGCCGCCAGCGGAGUUGGCCAAGUGAUAUCAGCUCCUAGAUUGAAGUUCCAUAAUUUAGUUGUUAUUGUUGGGUUAUGGCUGCGUUAUGCCAAUGCAUAUGAAUAUAUCCUGCAACUAGUUGGGUAUUCGGCUGAUGAUCUCUUAAAAAGAUCCACUACUAAGAUGGUUCAGAACAAUAUGUUUCUGAGCUCGGUCAAAAAGCAGUGGAAGGUGAUCUCUGAUAUUGAGAAAGAGCUUCCUGUUGAGUCUAUUGCACAGGCACGACGAAUAGCACGUUAUAGAGCAGCACUAAAUGUACAAUCUGUUUUUUCCAAAGAAUCGUACGUUAAUACUCACGUCAAGUUCUUUUGGAAGAUCUUUCCUCCACUUGGUGUUAUCUGGAAACUCAUCCUCAAUUUAUUCCAUUUUAUUGUGCGCUUGUUAUUUUUUUGGAGGAAAGCCAAAGCGCCGACCGGGGAGUACCUAGAAGUUGUAUCUGAUGAUCCCUUUCAGCACUUUGGCUUCAGUUUGAAUGCUGGAAGAAUUCUAGUAAAUAUUUCACAUAUGGAUGAAAUUCAACUUUCUGAAAUCGAAAAACUAGAAUCAUCUAUUGGAAUCCCCUUCUCAGAUUUCAUUUCAUUUUCUCUAUCGAUCAAUGCAUUGUUAUUAAAUUACAGGGAAGACAUAUGUGAACAGUCUUUGGUUGUAUCCUGUGGACAAUUUAAGGUUAAAUCCUCAUCUCUCAUGGAGACUCCUCUAAGGCAAGACGAUUCAAAAAUUUUUCCUAGUCAUGCAAAAGGACAGUGGGAGGAGAGUAAUAAUCACUUGGAAUCUAUUUUAUGGUUUGAGCCCGCACAAACAUUUCCCCUUUCAGAAACUAGUAAAAAAAGUAUUGCUGACAAUGCUCAAGGUGAUUGUGACUCAUUCCUGGAAAAUUGUCUUGGAGAAAUGUGGUCGAAUUGGGCAAAAGGUUGUGUGCAAUUUGAAAAAAGUGACAUCCAAUAUUCUGAAAACCCAUUUCUUCUCUUGGAAAUGACAAGCUUGUUGACGUAUCCAGGUCUCAAGAACUCAUAUUCUGGGUUUUGGAAAUGCUUUUUCACUCUAGGAAAGUUACAUUUGGGUCUGGGAUGUUCAUCAAUUAUAUCAAUCUCUCUGCUUAUUAGGCAGUUACAAAAUGUUCUUUGCAGAACUAGGGACAUUGAGAGAUCAAAGGUUCUUUCUCAUUGUCCAGGAACCGCUGAAAAUCCACCAGAAACCAGUUGGGAUAGUAGAUACAAGUGUUAUGCUAACAGUUUGAGGCUAACAUUGCUUAAGAUGCUUCCAGAAAAACACAUUCAGUUCGGAGUAUUCAUUACUGGUCCUUGCAUCAGAUUGUCCUUGGAAAAGGAAUGUAGUGGAGGUAGUAAGGACAAAAGUCGUAUGACUAGUCAUGGUUGUUUUCCCCUUGCAUUUGACAUCCACGACAUUGAAGUUGCAAUUUGGCCAACUUCAACAUCUGAUUACGCAUCAUAUGUGGAGCACCACAGUAGUGACGACGCUGAACCAGAAUGCAUUAGAUUGGAGCAGCCUCAGAUUAUUGAUAUUCCUAAAUCAGAUAAUGCAAAUUAUAUAUCUGAGAGGUGGAUUUUACUUGGCACUUACUUACAACUCAAUGGUUUUACUGCUUACUUGGGGGACCCAACAGAGAAACAGAGAAGUCAACUAUUAGUUUUGCAGCCAAUGACCGUCCAGCUUUCAUCCACGAGGGAAUAUUUUGACUCAUUUAGCACAAAUGUUAUUGCUUGCUCAGCAGCUUUGUGCAUUACUGCUACUGGAUUGACUGUGUUAUCAUAUAUGGAUGAGUUUUACGUUUUCUCUCAGGUACUUGUAAAAUUAUAUUCUGCAGUAUCAUAUUUGUUCAGCAGCUCUGAUUUCAUGAGUUGUGGAGCUUCAGAAAUUAGAGGGCAGAGAUUUGCAAUUAUUGAAUCAGAGAAUGAGGAAGCAAUUGGGAAAGAAGCGUCCUCAAUUUGUAGCAGCACUAUAUUUUUGAUGAGUGGGAUCCUUAAGAUUAAGACAGUGGAUGUAUGUCUUCAAAAGACCAGGAUAAACAAUGACACAGAGAGUUCUAUAAAAAAAAUUGAUGCUUCGAGUAGAAAAACUUUGGCUGAGCUUGAUUUGCCUGAUUGCGGAAUUUUGAUAUCUAUUCAGCAAACAAAUGUUGAUAUAUCUUGUAAAGAAGAGAGAUUGGAAAUUGUAACUGAUUUUGCGGAAAUUCACUCUGUUGUAUUUGGAUAUCAGAAUCAGAAAGGAAAAAGUACUGAUCACUCUGUACUUAGAGAUCUACUGCUGCAAUCUCAUAAUUGUUUAUAUGAAAUAUCUUUUUCAAAUUGCAUGCUUGCUUUGUCAUUGUUUCUCUCUCAGAAUUCCUCAUCUUCUAGGAGUAUGCACCACAAAUUUGACGGUCUUACUUCUGUGAGUAAUACCUCAUACCUGAGUAGUUUCUCAUCCAUCAGUGGUUCAGAAAAGUUGAGCAGUCAAAGUUUUGAUCGUGUGCAGAAGUUAAGAUCUGCUUCAAAUGCUCCAGCAGCAGACCCAAGUGAUUGGCUAUUUGCAAAUAUUGCAUUGGGUAUGGUUUAUGUGGGAAGUUGCUCACUAAAAAAUGCUUUGCUUGGAGCGCAUGACUUGAAUAUGCUUCUGUCAUCACUUUCUGUUGGGGGUGAAUUUGAGAAAAUCACGUGGGGGAUUCAGGGUGGUCUUCUAUUCCUGGACACAAAAGCUUUGGAAACGUUCAUCUCUUGUUUUACUUCAUAUCUUCAUUCUAUCACAAAUAUUUUAUCUGGUAUCCAACCAUUUCAUAAGGUCAUUGGAAAAGUCGAACAUAACAUGGAUACAACUAGAUUGGAUGAUCAUUACACUGAGGAUUAUAUCCAAGAGACUAUUCAUAUACCUUCACAGGCCAAAGGUCAACAUGUGCAAGAACUAUCAAUAAAUGUUUCUCAAUUAUCCACUGUUCUUGUGACUCAAGAUGAAAAAGGUGGUAUCCAGGAACUUGUGCUCGAAAUUGAUGUCCACCUAAACCUUGAGUCGGGAAACAUGACAAAAAAAUUUGUGUUUGACCUUAAACGCUUGUCAAUUCUUUCUCAAGUCCUUCAACAAAGCAGUGGAAAGGAAGUCCAAAUUCCUCAUUUUUAUUCUGUCACAUUAAACAAUAUUUCAAGUCGCUUUGAAUCUGGAGAUAGUACUUCAGAACUUCAGCAUAGGGAUAUGGUCCAUCCACUUAAUGAUCCAAGUUGCUCACGGGAUUAUGAGUCAGAAGAAGAGCUUUGUACUAAGAAUCAUUUACCUGAGGGCUUCAAUAUAAGUUAUCAGAAACAUAUCUUGAAACAUUUAGGUGCUUUCUUAUUGGUUCAAAAGCAUGUGAAUGAUCUGGCUUGGGUUGGCAGUGGCUCUAUAUCAGGUUCUGAUGUCAUCAUCUCUGUGUCUGCAAUGGAGAUGAUUUUAUUUAUUACUUCAUCCUUCUCUGGAGUACUAAGCAAGACGACUGCCAGUGACUUUAAUAAAAAGCAGAGGCCCAGUAGCCAGGAGGAAUUUGACAAUAGUGUGCAAGAAAUGGUUCCUAACGGUAUGUUUCUUUUCUAG